Orbicella faveolata is the source of this 5046-nucleotide messenger RNA. RefSeq lists its product as uncharacterized. The record is from RefSeq and is a predicted model, not a curated record. Lineage: Eukaryota; Metazoa; Cnidaria; Anthozoa; Scleractinia; Merulinidae.
GUCAUCACAGUGAGGCUAUAGAUUUUCCGAAACAUGGCUUCUGGAACGGAAGUACAGGGACUUCAAGUGACUCGUCUACCUCCUCAUCUAGAAGGAAAUUUGAUUUAUCACAGACCAACUACGUUUGGAAGACCAAAACGAGCUUUCUUUGUGCUGUUAGAAACAGUGAUACUUCAAUAUGAAAGCAAGGACUGUUAUCACAAAGGACAAAGAUCAAAAGAAAAUUUUAAAAUCAAUCUGGAAGAGGUAUGUGGUAUUACAGAAAUGUUGAUGUCCAAUAAACAAUACAAGAACUGCAGCUUCAAGCUGACACUAAAUGACAAAGAGGCUACGGAGUACAAGUUUUCUGCUGAGUCCAGGCAAGCAAUGGAAAAGUGGGUGAAUGGCUUAAGAGAUGCAAAGGAAUUCUGGAUACAGCAUCAUAAGAGGCUAGAAUUCACACAAAAGAGAAGUACUGGGACUCACAUAGUUGAGCCUAUGACCGUGCAUAAUGAAGCAGACAAUUUAGAUGACAGUACUUCAAGCAGCUUCACUGAAAACUGUGAACCAGUUCAAGUAUCUGUCACCACGUGGAAUCAAAUAACUCUCAAGGUUCUCCUUCCGUCUGUUUUUGACAUGGAAGAGCUUCUCACUGCGCUUUCUACAAAGUUACAAAGUAAACGGUGUGCUGGUUGUCCUAUCUGUAGACUUCAAAAGUCCUCCAUGGAAGUCUGGAUAGUAACUGCCAAUGGAAUUGGUGAUUUUCUUAAAUUUAUUUUUAGAGUAUUGGUUUUUCUAGGAAGACAUAGAUGUUUCCCAAAUUCUGAAAUUGCUUCCAUAACCUACCCCUCUUUCUUAAACGCUUCACAGGUUCCAUAUCUUCCCAUAUUUGCUGACAAGCUUUCGUCUCUUGGUUUCAGUAACUUUGGUCUGUUUCUGGUCAAUGAGAAGGGAACAUCACUUCCCUUCAGUCCAGAAGAAGAACCAUUAAAACAUUCGUUUCAAGGACGAUUAAUGCUAAAAACCAGAGCACUGACUAUUUCACCUCCGAUUUCUUCAGGGAGCUGGGAAAUUCAAGGACAAAGGCUUAGGAAGAACCAGCAGAACAGGAUGAAUCAAAAAGCAUUGAAAAUAGUCGAGAAAGAAAAGUGCAAGCAUUUCCAGGUACGCAGCACAAGCAAGGAAGGGUUUUCUCCGCCAGAUGGUCUGGUGUUUAACAACGAACAUUAUGGUGUUUCUGGUGACUUGAACCAACCUUCUGCCCUAACUGACUCUAUUGAGCACACCGAGUGUAUACAAGCAACGGCAGACGGAGAAAAUGGAUCGACUGAGCCAAAACCUUCGGUUGAGAAUUUCAGCACUUCUCAAGAAGAAGACAACGGCACGGAUGAGCUUGUUCCUAAUGAGCAGACGACUGAAAGUCGCUCACCCGAAAAGUGUAUAAAUGAAUUCCCUGAAGGGUCUGUUGGGAUUGCUACGAGGGUCAGAGAAGGAAAUGAAUGGAGCCUGGAUAAACACAGUUCUACGUUAAUCGCUAAUUCGUCGCUCAUUAGUGAACAUGUGUCAAUUGUCCAAGGAAAGGAAAAUUCCCUAAACCAUUCAGACUACUGUGCCGAAAAUGGUCGUUCAUCUGAACAGACGGAAGAAAGCACAAAAAUUGAAAGUAUCGACUUCCACAAGGAAGGAUCUUUGUCUAGCGAUUGUGAAACGUGUGAAACAAAUGAACCCACGUCGACUGACGACAAUAGAGGUAAGGCUGCGGCAGCAUCCGCAAGUGGUGACGAGGACGCAAGAACUGAACGUAAUUUGAGAAUCAGUGCACUCGUGAAUUGCGCCAACGAAACAUCAACAUUUGGCGACGAAACUUCCAUUAAAAAUGAAACCAUUGGACCGGCAUCUAAUGAAGACCAACAUGCUGGAGCAAACGAAGAAAUGGCUGCACAAAAUGGGGGCAGUGAGAAUCACAUUGAAACAAAGAUUCCUGGUACAGCAUCUAGUGAUGUCGUGACUCUUUCAGCUCAAGAUGAAACUCCGUCUGACGCGAGAAAGUGUACUGAAAACCUUGCAAGACCAGUAACAGAUUCGGUAGGUAGUACAGAAAUCCACGAAAAGUUUCGUUCUCGUUCUGUAUUGGUUGACAAACUGACUGACGGUCCCUGCUCGUCUUGCGUUUCUCAUGAACGUCUGCCCGAUGACAUCCACCAGUGUGAUUACACUAUUAUUAGUUCCCCUCGGGUCCUAAAGGUGGUUUUAAAGGCGUGUUCGGGUCACAAAGCUAAUGAAGAGGAAGUGGGUGAAGCUAAUAAAUUUUCAAGGAUUUGUCUUUCUGGAUGGCACUUACAGUGCGAGGAUGGGUCGUGGAUUGUGGUAGAACAGGGAAGAUCUCAUAGCGAUUGUGACACUCCAGGUAUCAACAUUCAAUUAUCAGAAAGGCUUGGUGCUUUCUUUCAUAAAGAAGAGAGGCUAUGGACUGUGAUAGAAAAUGCGCAUGUCGCUAAUGAACCAGAGGAGGUCAAAAAUCAGAUUCAGAAUCAAGAUGUAAGUGCCAUAUUUGCUGGGACAGAAAAUUCGCCCAAUGAUGUUACACCUCAGGAUCAAUCUGUUACGUCUUAUCUCAGUCCAGGUAACGCUCACCAAGAUCUCAGUGUCACGUUUUCAGGUGAUGAAGCCAGACAAGUUACUAAGACAAACUUUGGAACUUGCAAACCUCCUGGAAGUUGCACAGUUGUUCCAAAUCCAAGAUCGGAGUCGGCAAAUCAAGGACCUCUUCAUGCAGCCAUUCAACAGAUUUUCCAAAGGAUGGCCAUGUUCAGGAGAUCGGCAGUGGACGUCCUUGAUGAUAACAAACAUGAAACCAUUAUAGAGAUUAUUUGUAACUCUCUAUGCAGCGCUCUUUGGGACGUCCUGUCAGUUGGACUUCGAAAAAGGUUUAUUGGUAAAUACACAGUCUGGAAUGUGGUUGAAGAGUUCAAGGAUGUUUCGAGUCAUGUGUGCCGAACCGUGGACUGGGUAAACACCAAGUACGUUCUUCUUGGUGAAACACAAAAAUUCCAAGCGUUUGUUUGCGAAUGUCUCAACAUCGGACAUGGUACCUUGCACCAGUGGCUCAAAAGCCUUUUUAAACAAAACGAGAAGAAACUUAACAAGUACUACAAUCAAGAUGGCAUAGUCUUUCACCUUUCUCGUGAAAAGUUAGAAGAACUGGUGUCCGAUUUAUCACAAAUCAGUUCCCUGCGUUUUGACCUAAACUUUGAAAGUUGGAUCAGAACACAGGGUUAUGACCUUAAUAAGGCAGCUUUUGCAUUUGAAUAGCGAUCUACCAGUAUAUGUACGGCUCCUAGAAACUAAGUCUAUGACAAUGCAAACAAGUCGUACCAACACCAGUCCUCAACCUCAAAAAAAUUACCUGAACUCUAAAGUUACAGAAAUUACCUUUGAAUUCUGUUGUAAUACUAGAUACCUGCGCUAUCUGCGAACGAGUCUGAAUAAUUAAGUUAGAAGUACGUGCAGAAUGUGCUAGCAGCUAAAGCUUGGUUUUCACUAGCGAAGCAAGCACAAGCGCAAGCACAAACGCAAGUAAUAGGGAUGGCCCAAGUGAAAACGAGAUUCGAUGCAAACUCAAGCACAAGAAAAAUCAUCCGAACCAUCCAAACUGUUUAGGCGCGAGGUAAUCUGGAUCCAAUGUUUUCAUUGGCCAAACAUAACCAAAUAUCCAUGUGCUUGUGUCAUUCCUGAGCGGUAUUUCGUUUUCACUUGCUGCAGCGCAAACGCAAGCAUAAGCGCAGCACAGGAAAAGGAAAAUUUUUUAUCAUUGUCAGAUGUGUUUGUGCUUACGCUUGUGCCUAUGCCUGCGUCAAGGCCGUUUUCAUGGUGAAAUAAGAAUUAUUGUGUUUGCGCUUGUGCUUGCGCUUGUCCUUGCGUCGCUAGUAAUUGUUAUUCAAGUUCAGUUGAGUUUAACCGUCGCUCAGUUUAAAUAUAAUUUUGUGUCGAGUUCGCGUUCGGAAAUUAAAGUAUAGAGAGUCAAGUAGAAUGAGGAAACAAAUUCUGAAAAAGUUAAGUGCUGGUGAAACUUCUUUCAUCCUUGUUAGGCAAUUUCGCAACAUGUUUUGGGCAGACGACUGCAACUUGUCUGUUACAGAAGGUUUUUCAAAUGCCGAAACUGACAUUCUGGACGAAAAUUUGUCCAUCGUUUGUACAACAUAGAUCCUAACAGAAUGGUCAAACAGCUAAUAUUUGAGAUGAUUUUUCUGUCAGUGAACGCACAGGCAUACACCGAAAAAGAAUUUCUAGUUCUCCAGCAAGGAUUCAAACCUAUGUACUAGUUACUAGCCCAGAUGCUCUACAGGAGAAAUGUGAAAGCGAAGGCCAACAAACAUCCUCCAACAUUUAUACCCAACUGUUGGGAACAUUUGACCAAAACCUUACGCGCCCCAGAUGUGAGCAACCGGUCUAACGGUUAGCGUAAAACUGACAUUUGCUAGCCGUCUUUUAUACUAUACACAUUUGGCUUACAAAUUAUCUUCAGCAGUGAAAUGAAGCAAGCCAAGAACACACUUGAGCAAUUAUAAAAAAAAACUUAAACGAUGCAUCAUGAUAUGAAGUAAGUUUAUACUGUAACAAUUUCAUCUGAUGGUAUAUCGUGGUGGUGUUAAUACGAACUAUAAUUAUACUACUUUUACUGUUACAGAAAACUUAUCUUCAUUGUAUUUUAUGAUGUAACAUAUCAAUGUUUUUUCUUAAAUUUAGUGACGAUAACAUAGUCGGAUUUGAAUUCUUUGAAGGUUCGAAAAGGCAAGUAAUGAAUAAUUUGAUUAUUGUUUCAUGUGAAAGUGAGUUUCAUUUACAUAGAAUUUAUUACUGAAAAAAAAUAUAUAUAACGUUUUGCACAUAAACAAUUCUGGAUUUUUCAAAUAGGUAGUCCUGAUAAGAAAACGUCUUCGAAAAGUGACCUACAAUUUCCAAGUUAAUCGUCGAGAUAAUUCAACUCUGCUACAAGGACAAAUUCGUCUCCGUUGUGAUCUCUAAGCGGUCGUGUGAAUGCGCUUUCAAUAAAUUUGUUCACUAUUA